This is a messenger RNA of Papaver somniferum (opium poppy), 504 nucleotides long. RefSeq lists its product as uncharacterized. The transcript has a single exon. The record is from RefSeq and is a predicted model, not a curated record. Lineage: Eukaryota; Viridiplantae; Streptophyta; Magnoliopsida; Ranunculales; Papaveraceae. The coding region runs from base 1 to 504 and encodes 167 amino acids.
AUGAAAACUAGGGUUUGGAAUUUUGAGUUCGUUAGAGAGCUUAAUGCUGCUAAACGUAUUGACCUUUUGGAGAUCAAACAUGAUUUAAGGAACGUCAAUUUAAGUCAGGAUGAGGAAGAUAUUAUUGAAGGCGAGUACACAGCGAAGGCGUUAUACAACAAGCUGAUUGAACCGGAGGAAGACUGGGAGUUGGCAGAUGUUGCAGUUAGUAAAUAUGCUCCACCGAAGGUGACGUUUCUUAUGUGGGCUGCUAUGCAUAAGGCUGUUCCAACAAGGUGGAUGUUACAUCACAGGGGUGUGACAGUGAACUCUUUAUUAUGUCUUUUCUGUGAUAGACAGGUUGAAACGCAAGAUCAUCUUUUCUUGCAUUGCAGCUGGGCAAAGACAAUAUGGGAUUUCUUCAUAAGUGCUGUGCAGAUGAAGUGGGUUUUGCAUGCUGAAUUAACGAGAUGUUUGCAGAGCUGGAAUCUACAGGGAGUUCCGAAGAAAUUAAAGAUAGUUUGA